Bactrocera oleae (olive fruit fly) is the source of this 687-nucleotide messenger RNA. The record is from RefSeq and is a predicted model, not a curated record. NCBI's taxonomy places the organism in Eukaryota, Metazoa, Arthropoda, Insecta, Diptera, Tephritidae.
AUGGCCAAGUUAUAUAUUUCUAGUUUUUUGCUGGUCAUCGCGGCCUGCGUUUGUAACAUAAACGUGUUUGUAGCUGCUGAAACUACGAUUGAAGAAUAUCCGUACAUCGUCUCGUUACAGGAUAUCUACGGCUCACUCGUCUGUUCUGGUGCCUUAAUUGAUUCGACAACCGUUGUCACUGCGGCACAGUGUUUAAGUUUCUACAACAUAUCAUUUCUGUCUGUCGGUGUUGGCAAUUUCGCUAGAUUCGUACCAAUUGCCAAAACCAUCAUCAAGUCAGAUUUUGAAGUCGGCACCCUGGAGAAUGAUGUGGGCCUCGUGAAAUUGGCAGAAGAAGUGAGUGUUGGUACCAUCGCACCAGCCACGAAAGAACCAAAUAUCGAUGUUAGUAGCGUGGUGACCUUUUGGGACUCAGACUACAAGUUGGUGGAUACAACGGUGAGACGCAUUAGCCCUCAGGAAUGUGGUACAGGAUACCGCUACGAAGAAUGGGAAAUAUUACCCGGAAUGCUGUGCGGAUUUCCGAAAGAAUGUGGCGCUGAAACCGGAAGUCCUUUGGUUUCAAACAAUAAAUUGAUUGGUGUGGUUUCCUGGGGUUCUGUUUGUGCUAACAAAGAGAGUCCAACUGUCUUCACUGAUAUUGCAUACGAAGCAUCGUGGAUCACCGAAACGGCUAGAUCGCUUUAA